AUUACACUUUCGAAUACGCAAAAGAAAUCAAUAUAAGAUUAAAGUCAUUUAUGGAUAGUAUAGACCACCGAAUUCAAUUCAUAAUAGUUAAAAUCGAAAACAGUAAACUGGAUAGUAACACACCCGUAUUAAAUGAUACGAUUUAUGAUGAAGAAACUAGAGAUCAUUUAAGAAAAGUCGAGAAUUUAUCUUUAUGGAAAUAUGCCAAAGAGGAUCUUGUUCAUUCGUAUUAUGAAACGGAUGAAUAUAAUAAGUUACCCCAAACAACAAUUAAAAAUUUCAUAAAUAAUUCAACAUCGUAUGAAAAAAAUAUUACAUACACAAUUAACAGAGCAAUAAUGAUCAUGUAUUUUCGAACUAUUAAGUAUGCGAUUUUACUAAUUGUAUAUGGUUUUGAGGCACUAAGAAUUAGACAAUUAGAAUCAUAUUUGAACCAAAUAAAAGAAAAUUUAGAUAUAUUAAACGAUGCAGCGAUAAAAUUGAAAGACUGCAAAGCCUUAUAUUUCGAUUUAGAAGAACUUCGAGGAUUAAAUUUAUGUAGUAAUGCAAUGUGUUAUUUAAAAUCAAUGGUAUUUAAUUACGUAAAAACAUUCUUCUUAUCGACCAAAGAAAAUAAUAACUACUCGCAUGAUUUAAAUGAAGACGACAAUACAUAUACAAUUUUUAAAAAGCCCAUAUUACCACAAUAUCUAUUAGAUAAAGUAUUAAAUGGAUUUCCCACACCACACGAAGAAAAUGAAUUUCAAAACAUACCAACAGAACUAUGUGAUAUAGAAAAAAAAUUUCAGAAAAUUAUUAGUUUAAUUAACCUAGAAUAUGAAAAUGUUUUCACAAUAGAUUUUUAACUUUU
This is a messenger RNA of Daktulosphaira vitifoliae (grape phylloxera), 850 nucleotides long. RefSeq lists its product as uncharacterized. The record is from RefSeq and is a predicted model, not a curated record. The coding region runs from base 51 to 845 and encodes 264 amino acids. The transcript is spliced from 3 exons. NCBI's taxonomy places the organism in Eukaryota, Metazoa, Arthropoda, Insecta, Hemiptera, Phylloxeridae.